AUGGAUCCCCUUGCAGUAAUUUACAAUGAAAAUCAAUGGAGGGUAAAUAAGGUGUCGCCUCUUUUCAAUUUACAAUACAAAGAAGUUAAACUUAAGCAAUACGCUUCAAGUAUAAAACAAGCUCUUACUAGCGCUGUAGCGACAGAGGCUACUUCUAGGUUUUUGGUUAACAUUGAAGGAUUACCUCUCCUAAAAUAUAGUAACGAUGACGCUCCCAGUAUUAUGAUAACAGUCACGUCCACUCAAGAGCAUAAAAAAAAGACUGCAUAUAAUGCAAUCAUUCUGUCAUGGGGAAAAAGUAUAACAUUAGAAUGUGCUAUUCACUUACCAUAUAUGUUAGAAAGAGGCGAACAGAAAGUGGGACAUAUUGUAAAAACUGCUUUACAAAAUAUAUUUGACUGUAACAUUAAGGACUAUAAUUUUACACAGUUUCAGCUUUUACAACUGGGCUUUAACUUCCUCGAAAAUGACUCAUCUAGGAGUACAGAUCCUUUUACAUUGGUUUAUAAAACCCCUCAAGUUGAUUUCAAAGAUAAAUUAACAAUGGCAUUUGAAAUUGGUGACAUUCAAGGAAUUUGGACCAGUUUGAAAGAUGAAACCAGUAAUGAAACAGACUUGGUGACUAUGGCAUAUCAGACAUUGCAAAACCAAUUAUUUCAUAUGCUAACAAUGGAUGUGUCUGUACUUGAUAUUUGUGAAGUAAUACUACCUAAAGCUGAGGUUAAGUUCAACGGUAUUGUUAAGAUGAAGACCCCAGAAUUAGUGAAUUCUUUGUUUACUGUGUUAAAUAAAAUUACAGAUCUAUGUGUAUUCUAA
This is a messenger RNA of Leptosia nina, 816 nucleotides long. The record is from the annotation of a GenBank genome assembly. NCBI's taxonomy places the organism in Eukaryota, Metazoa, Arthropoda, Insecta, Lepidoptera, Pieridae.